AUGGGUGUAACUUUAUCGUCGUCAUGACGGCGCUGAGCAUCGUGCGCUUCUGCGCACGAGCCGUAGUCCUGCCACGGGAGUAGUGGGUCGGUCAAUGCGAGACGGUCCCUCCAUUACGCAAGUGUGAUGUACUCUGACAUUGAUGUUCUCACAUGUUGAAUGUGCGGAUGUAGCUGCCACGAAAAUCUGCCAAGCUAGCACCGAUAGUGAGAAGCGAUGACGCGCGCGGCCUGCUCGCCUUCGUGGGUGUGGACGUGAGCAACAAACAGGUGGUCGUCGCGCUUCAUGGUGCUGUGAUGCACCCGCAGUGGUUUGUGUACUGGCGUAUGAAGCCCAUCGUGCAGGGCAUCGCAUCUGGCGGCGGCCUUGAGUGCGAGGUGCAUGCCAGUUUCUAAAAGAGCUACUUGGCCCUCCACCGCGGCAUCCGCACUGCGGUUGCACGUGGCUUGAAGCUAAACUCAGUCUACGAUGCCCUGGUAACCGGCCACUCCUCUGGCGCAGCUGGCGGCGAUAGACUUGCAGGCGCAUGUGAAUCGCAUGUUUGUUUGUAUCACAGCCGAUUGGGCCGCUCUACAUGUUUGCCAUGCUCUCGCAGGGCUCCCAUUUUCACAUUGUAAGUCGGCAAGCCCCCCGUUCCCCCGGAUGCUUCCCAGUGGCAGUGAGGGCGUUCAGCACGCUCCAUGUGAGGUUUACUGCGCCGAUGCCGUCCCCGCUAACUGCCGCGUGUGCGAGGACAGCGUAGGGUGCGACGACUCCACAUCCAUUGUGCACACCGCCGAGGAGGAUAUGCGUGGCCACUUCUUCUACUUUGGGGAGCGCAUUGCAAGUGA
Leishmania braziliensis MHOM/BR/75/M2904 is the source of this 830-nucleotide messenger RNA. NCBI's taxonomy places the organism in Eukaryota, Euglenozoa, Kinetoplastea, Trypanosomatida, Trypanosomatidae. The record is from the annotation of a RefSeq genome assembly.